This is a messenger RNA of Solenopsis invicta (red fire ant), 1281 nucleotides long. RefSeq lists its product as uncharacterized. The coding region runs from base 38 to 670 and encodes 210 amino acids. The transcript is spliced from 2 exons. Gene Ontology annotation, molecular function: structural constituent of ribosome. NCBI's taxonomy places the organism in Eukaryota, Metazoa, Arthropoda, Insecta, Hymenoptera, Formicidae. The record is from RefSeq and is a predicted model, not a curated record. Gene Ontology annotation, biological process: translation. Gene Ontology annotation, cellular component: mitochondrial large ribosomal subunit.
UCUCGCCCGGUCGCGGCAUCGUCCUCCUCGCCGCCCUAUGGAGACGCACGAUCACCGGGCUCUACCGAUCGAUCCUCCGCACCACGGGACGUGUCGCACGCAAAAAAGCACGCACCACCCGCCGCGUGUGUCCACCGCACAACCGACAGUUAUGAGAUGGACCGGUGUUAAUUGCCGCACGUCUUUUGCAUACUUUUCGAUAAUCGCAAUUCGAUUGCGCCAACAGCCGCCAACGCUUUCGAUUCGUCGCGCGGGAUCAUCACGUGACCGUCCCGAUUGUUCGACUGCGCAGAGCUUCAAGUCGUUGGAUCAAGUCGCUCGUCUCGUCGAUCACCUCGGCAGAAUGAUCGCCUCGCUCGCACGAAUUGGCAGCUCUAAGACUUGUUUGUGCAGAAAUAUCAAUUGCUGGACAGCAGCGAUUACAAAGAAGCACAGACCUGUAUAUGAACGGACUUAUCCUACAACACUUGUCUUUUCUGAUGGGAGUAGCAUAGAGAUUCAGUAUCAUGAGCCACGGAAGAUAAUAGUUCUACCUCUGAAUCUCGCAGAACUCACAGAGGCGGAACAGAAGAAAAGACUUGAAAUGCGCAAGCCAAAAACGAAAAUAGUCAUAGCUGAGGAAAUCGAGGACAGCUUCGAUGAGAAUAGGUAUCUCAAUCUUAAUAAAUGAUUACAUGGCGUUUGUGAAAUUUGAAUUUUUAUGUAUACUUGGAGAAAAAGUUACUUGAUUUAAAUAAAUAUUAUUAAUACUAUUUCAAUACUUUACAUCAAACCAGUAAUAUUUACUAUAAACAAGUAAUAUAUUCAUUCAUCUGAUAUAAAUAAGAGUUAUUUGAAUAGUACUAAUAACAUAUUUAUUUGAAUUAAGUAAUCUUUUUUUAUGAGAAUAUGUUAUUUAUCCAAAUAAUAACAAUAUAUAUUAAUAAAAAUAUAUAUUAACUCGUUGAAACGUUUACAUAAGGGCCAUUUUAUUUUUGUGUAAUGUUCAUCAAUAAUUCAUCAAUAAUUAUGCAUUCAUUUUUUGUUUAGUAUAACUGAUAUAAGUACUGUUACUAGAAACUAUUGUGAUAUAUAUACAUAUAUAUUAAAAAAAAUAUAUAUAGUACAUAAUCAUCUUUAUAAUUAUUGGACAAUAUUGUGAAUUGUACUUAUGAUAAAAUAUGAAAUGUUAUAUCAAUAGUGCGCACUGAUAUAAGCAAGGUUUUGUAAAUACAGGUAGUAUUUCCAAUCUUUAUAAUAGCACAUUAAAAAUGUUAAAAAUACAAUUCUAUACAACGCGAA